Molecule: messenger RNA, 1302 nt
Organism: Echinostoma caproni
Lineage: Eukaryota; Metazoa; Platyhelminthes; Trematoda; Plagiorchiida; Echinostomatidae
Source: the annotation of a GenBank genome assembly
AUGAACCACUUCGGUGCCAAACCUCUGAUUUGUUAUUGCGAACCGCCUGAGGACUGUACUCAGACAGCCGAACAUUCGAGUGUCUGUUACUCCAACACCGGUUGUUUUCACUCGUACAUUGUGGAUGCGGGUGUGCCGUUCGAGUCGUUUGGUUGUUUCAAAAACGAUUCCAAUCAUUAUUUCAUGACAUGUUUGAUCAAGGAGAAUCCCUUGUUCAGAAUAUUCUGUUGUCAAGAUGAGGAUUUUUGUAAUCGUGCCAAAAGUACCAUCACUGACCCCGCUGUUGGACCGACUGAAUCAAUCUCACCGUUAUCGUCCUCUAUUUCCACCUAUCCGAAAUCGAACCCGAUUCACGCGGAAUAUUAUAUGCCUGCAGACUACGGUGAACCUCAGCAAAGCAGAUGGCUUCGAUACACAGACGAAAACGGACCAUACUACUUAGCGACCAAACCAAUCCAGUAUGUGGCAAUAGUGAUAAUCCCGGCCCUAGUAUUAAUCCUACUGCUCUCCAUCCUGAUCUUUUUUGUUCGACGCCGAAAAUUUUGCUUGAAGGUCAAAAACAAGCCCACACAUCCUGUAUCAUCCUUAUCAUCGUCCAUACCAUCACCACCACUACCACACNGGAACAAUUCACUACAGGCAAAAUCCCCCCGUUCUAUUCAGUCCAUCCCAAAUGGACAACCAUGUUGCGGUGGUGGUUGUGUUGGUAGUUCAAAAGUGACUUCAGCGGACUAUGAACGAAACGGUCUGGGGUAUGGCACAGGUUCCGGUCCGUCGCCAUUGCUCUCGACUAGCACCAAUUGCAAUCUGGGUCAGAGACAAAAUGUGUACGGGGAUGUAUCCUCCUUUCGGGGUUCCGNAAGAUCUUUUGAUUGGAGAUCACAAGGUUUCAACGAAUGCAAAUCCACGACUCAGUCAGACCAGGUCGGUUCGAUGUUGGGGCCGAACGGGAAAAUUGAAACAAGAGGUUUAUCAGCCGUCCGAAAUGGUAAGUAUGGCAUGAAUAAUCUGGAAUUCACAGUGUUGUCCAAAGAACUGACCGGUACAAGUGGCAGUGGAAGUGGAAAACCGGUGCUCGUGCAGCAAACAAUUGCUCGACAAAUCCGACUGGAAGAAUGUGUGGGAACUGGUCGGUUCGGUGAAGUGUGGCGUGGCACGUACGAGGGUGAGAAUGUGGCGGUGAAAAUAUUUUCCAGUCGAGAUGAAGCCAGCUGGGUUCGAGAAACGGCCAUUUUUAACCGUUUCACUCUUCAGCACGAAAACCUUAUCGGAUAUGUGGCCAGUGAUAUCACUUCGAGGUAA